GGAAUGUUAUUAUUGUGUGGAAAAUGGCAUGCAUUUGACAAAUAAAUGCGUUAAUGCGCAAAAUGUUUCGGUUUUGCGAAAUAAUUGCUGCAUCGAAAGAUAGUGCAUUGAUAAGUAAUGGCACAACUUCUUAGAGUAUGCAAGCCAGAAAUCUGUUGUGCAAUUAGAAGUUAUAGCACUCAAAGGUACCAACAAAAUCAUUAUGAGACUUUAAAUGUUUCACCUGAUGCAUCACAGAAAGAAAUUAAACGAGCUUUCCUCAGAUUAUCAAAACAACUGCAUCCUGAUACUAGUGGAAAACACAGUCACGCUGAUUUUGUGAAAUUAAAUGAAGCCUAUUCGAUUCUGGGGAAAGAAAGUACAAGACGUCAAUAUGAUUUCAAUUUGAAGUGUCAUAAAUACAGCCCAUCUUAUACAUAUACUUCACAGAGGAUGCAAUAUGGAAGUCAAUGGGAAUAUGAAGUACGUACAGCAGGCGGACCAUGGCCACCACCUCAGCAAAAGCCAAAUGCAUAUUUCGGGCUCGUAAUAGCUCUUUUAUUGUUCGGGUUAGGAUUAGUACCAGCCUUUUUUAUGUUUCAUUCUAUGAGAGUAAGAAAUAUUGUGCGUUUACACGAUGCUCAAUUAGAACAGGAAUACCAACGGAUUCGAGGUGUAGCACGUACUAAAUCCAAUAGUCUAGUCAUAGAGAAUCUUAAUUCCAUAAAGGAUCUUAAUGACUAUCUGGCUAGAGAUAAUAGUGAACGUUAGCAAAAAUUUUAUCAGAAAUUAAAAGAAGCGUCAGUUAUUUUCGAAA
Messenger RNA from Linepithema humile (Argentine ant), 796 nucleotides. RefSeq names its product dnaJ homolog subfamily C member 4-like. The record is from RefSeq and is a predicted model, not a curated record. NCBI's taxonomy places the organism in Eukaryota, Metazoa, Arthropoda, Insecta, Hymenoptera, Formicidae.